This is a messenger RNA of Aspergillus clavatus NRRL 1, 1911 nucleotides long. RefSeq names its product transcription factor domain-containing protein. The transcript is spliced from 9 exons. Gene Ontology annotation, molecular function: DNA binding; zinc ion binding. NCBI's taxonomy places the organism in Eukaryota, Fungi, Ascomycota, Eurotiomycetes, Eurotiales, Aspergillaceae. The record is from RefSeq and is a predicted model, not a curated record. Bases 1 to 1911 code for a protein of 636 amino acids. Gene Ontology annotation, biological process: DNA-templated transcription.
AUGCUGGCCAAAUAUGUGUUUAUUCGGAAGCAGAGAAACGGGUCUCGGUGUCUGAAAACUAUCUCCAUCAACUUAGGCUGCAAGCCCGCGGAGCACGACAAGCUGCUCACGGUUGUGUUAACAGCCGGAAACCUUCCAUCUUCGUCAUCUCCUUCCACCCCCAGCCAAAACACGCCCUCUAGCAACACCAGCCAUGGCGCUCCAGUUGAACGGGAUGACUGGUGGUAUGAAGGCACAAACAAUCUGUUCUUGAAUCGAUCAGGAGAGCAUCAUUAUGUCGGCCCGUCAGCUGUGAUCUCUCUUGCUCGACGAUUAAAUCCAACAUCAAGCAACCUGGGAUGGGAUGUGCGCCCUCUGUACGAUGAUCCUUCAUCUCUUCGUCGGUCCGUCAAUCGAGCUCUGCCUCAGCUGCCACCGUUCGAAUUUGCCAAACGACUCUUUUGGGUACAGUACACGUACAUUGGAACCAUUUUUUCUUUAAUCCAGCCCGAAGAUUACGAAAGGCGGCUCGACAUGGUGUAUCACCAUUCUCCGGAUUUCUCGAAUCGAGAAUCAUGUCUUAUCUAUUGCCAGGUCCUCCUUGUCAUUGCGUUUGGGCUGAUGUAUUCAGUUAAUCAAUGGUCGGGAGACGAGGGUCCGCCUGGUUUCAAGUAUUUCAAACAUGCCCUUCGAUUCCUCCCGGACAUUCAUGAAGAAGGCUCCAUAUUCUUCGUGGAAGUCCUAUGCUACGUUGCUUAUUAUAUGCAGAAUUUGAACCGUCGUGACGCUGCUUUCCUCUACAUUGGCCUUGCACUCCGCAUGGCUAUUUCCCUCGGUCUGCAUCAGGAGGUGUCAGAUCCCGAUAUGAGUGAUGCAGCUCGUUAUCGGCGACGACGGGCAUGGUGGUCUGUUUAUAGUCUUGACAGGCUUCUGUCUGUCAAAUCGGGAAAUCCGAUCACCAUUCAAGAUGAGGACAUUGGAACCACAUGGCCGAUACCUGAAGACUCAUCUACACCGGUACCAUGGCCCUCUGUAGUGCUCACAUACUACACUCAGCUCUCACGGAUCCUAGGGAGAAUUGGGGAAGAGAUCUACCGCAAGAAGCCUCGAUCUGGAUCCAACUUGUUGGAAUCUGUACAAAGUAUCACGAAUGAAUUGUCAGACUGGCUGCGGCGAGUACCAGAUCGUCUGCGCAUCAACUUUACCACAUUAGACGCGCAUAUCGACCGCGAAUCAGUCUCUACUUUCCUUCACUUUUAUUCGUGUGUGAACAUGACCGCCAGGCCUUUGGUUUUCUAUGUGAUCCAAAGACGCCUAGACGUCGAGAAUCGUGGAUCUGCAGCAACCGACUGGAAAGAAGGCUUGUCACCAAACACGGUUGCCCUUAUCGACAAUUGCAUUACUGCAGCGCGGGCUACGACGAUCAUUAUGGAUGCUGCAGCAAAGCAUAAUCUGACUGCAACGUAUGGCUACUUGGACGGCGAAUACAUUUUCUCGGCGGCCCUUUUGCUGAUCAUGGUCAAUGCGACUUUUCCGCACAACGACACCAGCAUAAGAGCCAUGGAUAUGGCUUUGAAUCUUCUCCGCAGCAUGGCGGACCGAGGCAACACGUAUCUCGGUUCCCGCCAUUCCCUUUUACUCGAGCUUCAGGCUUCCAUCAACCCCAAACCAGCGGAAGUGGGUGUUAUUGUCAAUGAUCCCAUCUCGCCAAACAGCACGGACCAACGCGGUCCGCCUAUGUCAACCAACACAACAGAGGAUACUACGGCGAUAGCACCUUCUGAGUGGCCAUUGCAGGAGGAUCUGCCAUCCCUCGGCGACAUCACAUUUAACCUCGAUAUCAGUGAUGAUUCGGGGUUGUGGGAAGAGAUUCUUGGUAAAAUUGAUAUAGAUAUGGAUAAAGAUUGGAUUGAGAAUACCUUGAGGAGAUAA